Messenger RNA from Prunus dulcis (almond), 2474 nucleotides. Its product is annotated as protein OCTOPUS-like. The record is from RefSeq and is a predicted model, not a curated record. The coding region runs from base 166 to 2220 and encodes 684 amino acids. Gene Ontology annotation, cellular component: plasma membrane. The transcript has a single exon. Lineage: Eukaryota; Viridiplantae; Streptophyta; Magnoliopsida; Rosales; Rosaceae.
CUCUCUCUCUCUCUCUCUCUCUCUCUUUCUCUCACUGUCCGUUGGGAGCCAAACAGAAACAGUAGCUCUCAUAGUCCACACACUCACACUUCUUCUUCUUCUUCACUCUCAUAACAUGAGCAGCAGCAGCAGAGUGGGCAACAACACAGAGCACCACCACCGGUUAUGAAUCCCAGCGCAGAAGCAGCAGCACCACCGCCACCACUACAUCCGCCGCAGCCGCCUCAGCCCAACCGACCCUCCACCUCCUGCGACCGUCACCCAGAAGAGCACUUCACUGGAUUCUGCCCCUCAUGCCUCUGCGAACGGCUUGCCGUUUUGGACCCUUCUUCCUCUUCCUCUUCCACUUCUCGCAAACCCCCUACUUCCUCCACUGCCGCUGCUGCCCUUAAGGCCAUUUUCAAGCCCCCCAUUGGCGGUGGUGGGGCCUCCUCCACCAACAAAACCCGACCCACCUCCUUUUUUCCUGAGCUCCGGCGAACCAAAUCCUUCUCUGCCUCUAAAAACGAGGGCUUCUCUGGUGUGUUUGAGCCUCAGAGAAAGUCCUGCGACGUUAGGGUUCGGAACACUCUCUGGACACUCUUUCACCAGGACGACGGCCGGAACCCCAACAAGAAGGAACCACAACCACCCACUGAGGUUGAGGUCGAGACCAGGAACUUAGGCGGGUCCUCUUCCAGCUUUCGGGGUCCUGUGUUUGAGUCCAAGGAGGAAGAGGAAGACGACGAAAACCAGAGCAGCGACGACGACGGCGACCGAAUUGAAAUAUCUGAGGAACCCAAUGUCGCAAAUGUGAUUGAAGACAGAGUUCCAGAAAUCUUAGAGGAGGAGGAAGAAGAAGAAGAGCAAUUUCAACCACCACCAGAACCGGAACUAUUUGAAGUAGAAGACUUGAAGCCCAUGAAAGACCACAUAGAUCUCGAUUCUCAAACCAAGAAGAGGGACCUGAAAGAGAUUGCAGGUAGCUUCUGGUCAGCAGCUUCGGUGUUCAGCAAAAAAUUGCAGAAAUGGAGGCAGAAGCAGAAGCUGAAGAAGCGUCGAAACGGCGGCGGAUCGGCUACAUUGCCGGUGGAGAAGCCAAUCGGGCGACAGUUCAGAGAAACCCAGUCGGAGAUCGCCGAUUACGGCUUCGGCCGGCGCUCAUGCGACACGGAUCCGAGGUUCUCUCUCGAUGCGGGUCGGAUGUCGUUCGACGACCCGAGAUACUCCUUCGACGAGCCUCGGGCUUCGUGGGACGGGUACCUCAUCGGAAGAACAUUUCCGAGAAUGCCCACGAUGGUCUCGGUGGUGGAGGACGCUCCGGUGGUCCAUGUCUCGAGAUGCGACGCUCAGAUUCCGGUGGAGGAGCCGCCCAUGAAUUCGAUUGAAGAGGAGACGGUUCCGGGCGGGUCAGCCCAAACCCGGGACUACUAUUCGGACUCGUCGUCGCGGCGGAGGAAGAGCCUUGACCGGUCCAACUCCAUUCGGAAGACUGCGGCGGCCGUGGUGGCGGAGAUCGAUGAGAUGAAGUCGGUUUCGAAUGCCAAGGUGUCGCCCACGACCGUUCCUGAUAAUAGAGAUUUGAGGGACUUUUACAACUCAAAUUCUCUCCGGGACGACUGCUCGGAAACCUUCGAAAUGUCCUCCUUUCGGGGCGGAGAUUCGGGGUCGGUGGGUGUCAAUGGGGAGAGAAAUAAAGGGUGUAAAAAGUCAAGGAGGUGGAGCAAGGCUUGGAAUAUAUGGAGUUUUAUACACAGGAGGGGUGGGAACAAAGAGGAGGAUGAAGAUAGGUAUAGUAGUGUUAGAUCAAAUGGGGUUGAGAGGUCGUUUUCAGAGUCGUGGCCGGAGCUCAGAGGUGGUGAGAGGAACGGGGAAGCAAAGGGUUUCAAUCCCAAGAUCAUGAGGAGCAAUAGCAGUGCUAGUUGGAGAAAUAGCUCUCAUGGGUUUGGUGGAGUUGGUGGAUCUUUUGGGAGCAUGAGGAAGAACUAUAGCAAUGGUGCUGCUGUUGCUGCUGCUGCUGCUGCUGCUGUUGAGGCAAAUGGGAAUGCUGGAAGGAAGAAGAAGGACGAUCAGUUCGUGCUGGAAAGAAAUCGGAGUGCGAGGUAUUCACCGAACCACAUUGACAAUGGACUGUUGAGGUUUUACUUGACGCCGAUGAGGAGCAGCUGGAGAAGUGGAGCUGGGAAAACCAGGUCCAGCCAUGCUCAUUCCAUUGCCAGAAGUGUGCUGCGAUUGUAUUGAAAAAUGAAUGAAUGAAUGAGAGGGUGUUCAUAACCAUAAGGUGUUUGUUCUUUCGGUUUUAAGUUCAUGUUGUUCAUUUUGCUGCUACUGCUGCAUUUGUUGUGUAAAACCACACAUGCCUAUGCAUUCUUGUUGGUUGGUGGGAUUAAAAAAAGAAGAAGAAAGCACUUUGAAAUGUUCCUUUAAUUUUUUUUCUUCCUGUGAGUACUUUGCUUCUUCAAUUACUCAAAUAACAACAAUUUCAGUGUUUUUUU